Messenger RNA from Phaedon cochleariae (mustard beetle), 1440 nucleotides. The record is from the annotation of a GenBank genome assembly. NCBI's taxonomy places the organism in Eukaryota, Metazoa, Arthropoda, Insecta, Coleoptera, Chrysomelidae.
AUGAAAAUGGAUUCGUUCAAUGCGAAGCUCAAACAAUUUGCCAAGGAUUUGUUUGCAAUCGAUGCCAUCAAAUUUGGAGAAUAUAAAACCAAAGUUGGUGUGAUGACCCCUGUAUACUGUGACCUUAGAGUUAUUGUAAGCUACCCUAGAACCAUGGAAACCUUAGCUGAUCUUCUAGUGACAUACCUAGAAAAUAUAAGCAGAUUUGAUUUGUUAUGUGGUGUACCAUAUACAGCUCUACCAAUCGCAACUGCAAUGUCUUUGAAAACUUCCAUACCAAUGGUGAUGAGAAGAAAGGAAGCCAAAGACUAUGGCACCAAAAAGCUCAUAGAAGGAAUAUUCAAAGAGGGACAAAACUGUCUCAUUGUAGAAGAUGUUGUCACCUCUGGAAGUAGCAUUUUAGAAACUGUAAAAGAUCUCAAUGGUGCAGGGAUAAAAUGUACUGAUGCAGUUGUUUUGUUGAAUAGGGAACAAGGGGGCUCAGAAUUCUUGAAAAAUAAUGGCAUUCAAAUGCAUAGUUUGUUGAGUAUGACUCAGCUGAUGGAAUAUCUGCAUGAAGCUGGCUGUGUUGAUGAUGCUAUGGUUGAAAAAGUAAAGAAGUACUUGGCUGCAACUCAAAUUGAUCAAACUCAGUUGACCAAGACAAUAAAACAAGAUAGAUUGAGUUUGUCAUUCAAAAGUCGUGCAAAACUAGCUAGAAAUCCAGUAGCUGGGGAGCUAUUUGAGAUAAUGUCUUCAAAAAAAACUACAUUAUGUGUAGCAGCUGACCUAACAAAUUCCACUGAUCUUCUGAACCUUGCUGAAGAAGUUGGGCCCCAUAUUUGCAUACUGAAAACUCACAUUGAUAUCCUAGAAGACUUCCACCUGAAUCUGAUAAAACCUCUCAUAGAAAUAGCUCAAAGACACAACUUUAUUUUAUUUGAAGACAGAAAAUUUGCUGAUAUUGGAAAAACAGUGGAGUAUCAGUAUAGCUCAGGGGUUUAUCAUAUAUCUUUAUGGGCUAGUCUUGUUACUGCCCAUUCCUUGAUGGGCAAAGGAGUCCUGGAUGCUCUGAAACGUAGUGGUGGAUUGUAUAAGAGAGGGGUAUUUCUUCUGGCAGAAGUUAGUUCAGCUGGUAAUUUGAUUAAUGAUGGUUAUGUGAAGGCAACAUUGGCAAUGGCUGAAGAAUAUCCAGAGUUGAUAGCAGGUGUCGUGUGCCAGAGCCCCCUUUUCCGAGCCCACCCUGGCCUAGUCCAGCUGACACCUGGCGUGAGCCUCGACGCCGAAAAAGACGCGCUCGGCCAGCGGUACGCCUCGCCGCGCAACGUCGUUCUGGAGCGCGGCGCCGACGUCGCCGUCGUCGGCAGGGGGGUGACGGGGGCCAAAGACCGGGGGGCGGCCGCCCAGAAGUACAGGGAGGUACUGUGGGAGGCCUACUUGGGGAGAGUUGAAGAAGCGUGA